AUGGCGCCAAGGAAUUACAAACGUAUAAGAACUGAAUCAGCAUAUGUACCAGAUAUGUCUGCAAUACCCACAGAGGACGAGGAGACACAAGAUCCAUGCACAGGAGCUUUCAUUUCUCAGGAUGGACCUCCUUUUGGCCACCAACAUGACUCAGAUGAUGAUGCGCAGAUACAUCCCUCCCCCACUAAUGGUCUUGAGGUAGAGUCCACCCCUACAACACAGGCACCACCACAUCACUAUCGACCGGGAGACAUAAUCACUAGAGAUGAAAAUGGAUUUCGCCAGACGAUUGGUAUGCCCUCACCUGGAGACAUCUGGGGGUUGCGUGACGGGCUGCAAGUGGUUAUUCAAUUGAAUAAUAAUGGUCAGGCAAUAGGAGUGGGUAGUGAGAAGUUAGCCCGCUUUGGUGCUUUACUUGUUAAAAAAGGGGGUCUUUGCCCCAUGGGUAACCCAGACUGGAGGACAGUACCCGAUGAACAGACAGAUCCUAUGUGGGAAAUAAUGCGGAGAAAAUUCUAUUUUGAUACAAGCUUGCCGCCAGAAGCUGUAAAAAAGAUAAUCAUCCAGGGGUUGGGAACAAGAAGGAAGGAACAUAAAUACGAACUAAAGCGUUCGUUGAACAUCCAGCCGGGUGAGACUGCUCAAAGUCUCAUUGCGUCAGUAGCGCCUGCAUCCAUGGAAGACCCUGAGGAGUUCAAAACUAUGGCUAAAUAUUGGACAGAUCCCAGAGUCCAGGCCAAAGCCAUGAAAAAUAAGGAAAGCCGGGGCAAACAGACAUUAGUCCACGCUUGUGGGUCAAAGAGCUUAGCCAGGAGUGCAUUCGAGGAUGAGUCGAAAUCAGGGAGGGGUCCCGAUAGAGGCGAGUUAUUCAUAAAAACUCACAAGCACAAGGAUGGUACCCCAGUUUCUAUAGAGGCCGCGGCCAAAAUUUGCAGAUAG
This is a messenger RNA of Alnus glutinosa, 939 nucleotides long. RefSeq lists its product as uncharacterized. Lineage: Eukaryota; Viridiplantae; Streptophyta; Magnoliopsida; Fagales; Betulaceae. The record is from RefSeq and is a predicted model, not a curated record. The coding region runs from base 1 to 939 and encodes 312 amino acids. The transcript is spliced from 6 exons.